Messenger RNA from Culex pipiens pallens (northern house mosquito), 2967 nucleotides. RefSeq lists its product as uncharacterized. Lineage: Eukaryota; Metazoa; Arthropoda; Insecta; Diptera; Culicidae. The transcript has 3 exons. Gene Ontology annotation, cellular component: chitin-based extracellular matrix. The record is from RefSeq and is a predicted model, not a curated record. The coding region runs from base 85 to 2724 and encodes 879 amino acids. Gene Ontology annotation, molecular function: structural constituent of chitin-based larval cuticle.
UAUCAAUCGUUUCCAAUCCUCCGAAUCAGCGAGUACUGGUUUUUAUCCAGCAGCGCAGAAAUAAUCAAGUGUCAAGUAUCAAAUAUGAAGGCCUUUGUCGUCGUUGCGUCCCUGUUGGCUGUGGCUUCUGCCUCGACCACCAUCCUUGCGGCUCCCCGUUGGUACGGAUACGCUCCGGCGGCCACGUACUACGCUGCCCCAGCGGAACUGUCCAGCCAGUACCACGCCCAGGAUAGCCUCGGACAAUACUCAUAUGGAUACAACGGAGGAUUGUCGGCCAAGGCCGAAACCAAGUCGUUCGACGGAGUGACCCGCGGAUCGUACAGCUACCUGGACGCCGAGAACAAGCUGCAGACUGUCUCGUACACCGCUGAUGCCCUCAACGGAUUCCGCGCCCAGGCCAGCAACCUGCCCCAGGCUCCAGUCGAGACUCGUGUGGCUCCCGCCCCAGUUCAGGACACCCCCGAAGUCGCCAAGGCCCGUGCUGACCAUCUGGUCGCUGUUGAGGAAGCUAAGGUGCGCAACGCCAACGCCGCUUCCAGCGAUGAGAGCGCUAUCAUUGUGAGUGCUGCCCCAGCUGCCGUUGCCCCAAUUGCGCCAAUUGUCCCCCAAAUCGCCACCUAUGCCGCCCCAAUUGCUCUGGCCCCAGCUUCCGGAUUUGCCUACUCGCACUCGACCGUUAACCUGAAGCCGGAAGUGUACGCCGCCGCCCCAGCUCCAGUCGCCACCAUUGCUGCCGCUCCGGCCUCUUUCGCUUACCAGACCUACUCCGCUGCUGCCCCUGCCCUCUACAACACCUGGAGCCAAGCCCCAGCUUACGCUUACAGCUACGGUGCUCCGGCUUUCUACGCCGCCAACACCGCUGCCGUUCCCCUGCCCGUUCAGGACACCCCUGAAGUCAUGCAGGCUAAGGCCGAACACUUCGCUGCUGUCGCUGAGGCCAAGGCCCGCAACCUGCAGUUACGGUACGGUAGUAUCACGUCCACGUGGCCUACAGAUUUACUGCAGGUUGCGGGCCUUGGCCUCAGCGACAGCAGCGAAGUGUUCGGCCUUAGCCUGCAUGACUUCAGGGGUGUCCUGAACGGGCAGGGGAACGGCAGCGGUGUUGGCGGCGUAGAAAGCCGGAGCACCGUAGCUGUAAGCGUAAGCUGGGGCUUGGCUCCAGGUGUUGUAGAGGGCAGGGGCAGCAGCGGAGUAGGUCUGGUAAGCGAAAGAGGCCGGAGCGGCAGCAAUGGUGGCGACUGGAGCUGGGGCGGCGGCGUACACUUCCGGCUUCAGGUUAACGGUCGAGUGCGAGUAGGCAAAUCCGGAAGCUGGGGCCAGAGCAAUUGGGGCGGCAUAGGUGGCGAUUUGGGGGACAAUUGGCGCAAUUGGGGCAACGGCAGCUGGGGCAGCACUCACAAUGAUAGCGCUCUCAUCGCUGGAAGCGGCGUUGGCGUUGCGCACCUUAGCUUCCUCAACAGCGACCAGAUGGUCAGCACGGGCCUUGGCGACUUCGGGGGUGUCCUGAACUGGGGCGGGAGCCACACGAGUCUCGACCGGAGCCUGGGGCAGGUUGCUGGCCUGGGCGCGGAAUCCGUUGAGGGCAUCAGCGGUGUACGAGACAGUCUGCAGCUUGUUCUCGGCGUCCAGGUAGCUGUACGAUCCGCGGGUCACUCCGUCGAACGACUUGUUAUCAUGAAGGUGUUCAUCGUGGUCUCAUCUCUGCUGGCCGUGGCCUUUGCCGCGCCUCAACUGCUGACUCAGCGCGUAUACGCGGCCGUUCCGGCUGUUACGACAUACGUAGCUGCGCCAGCGGAAGUGUCCAGCCAGUUCCACGCCCAGGAUGGAUUGGGACAGUACACCUACGGAUACAACGGAGGAUUGUCGGCCAAGACCGAAGCCAAGUCGUUGGACGGAGUGACCCGUGGAGCUUACCACUACCUGGACGCCGAGAACAAGCUGCAGACGGUGACCUACACUGCCGAUGCCGUCAACGGAUUCCGUGCCGAGGCCAGCAACAUGCCGGUGGCUCCAGUUGAGACCCGCGUCGCUCCGGAACCAGUUCAGGACACCCCCGAAGUCAUGCAGGCCAAGGCCGAGCACAUGUCUGCCGUUGAAGAUGCGAAGGUCCGCCUGGCCGCCGCCGAGAAGGAGGAGACGGCCGAAAUCGUUGAGAGUGCCGAGCCUGCUCCAAUUCCGGCCAUCCCAGCUAUUGCUCCGAUCACCACCUACUCCGCCGUUGCUGCCCCAAUCGCUCUGGCCCCAGCGUCCGGAUUUGCCUACCAGACUUCCUCGGUUGCCCUGAAGAACGAACCCCUGGCCUACACCACCUACACCGCCGCUCCGGUCCCAGCUGCCGCCGUCGAGAUCAAGACCCCCGCUUCCUUCUCCUACUCGACUUACUCCCAGUCGGCUCCGGCUACUGCCAUCCAGUACGCUGCUGCCCCAUUCGUCCAGGCCCUUCCAGCUGCCACCACCUACGCUCUGAACGUCCAGGCUCCCGCCUACACCUACAGCUAUGGCGCCCCGGCCUUCUACACCACCACCAACCAAUUGGCCACUCCAGUCACCUUCGCUGCUCGUGCCCUGCCGGCCCCAGUUCCAGCAGGUGCUGAGACCGCCGCCGAGGUCGUCGAAACUGCUGCCCUGCCCGAACCAGUUCAGGACACUCCCGAGGUCGCCCAGGCCAAGGCCGAGUUCCUGCAGACCUUCGAGCAGGUCAAGGCCCGCAACGCCCAGUAAACCGAAGUGUGUGCCAUCGUGAUACAGGACAAACCAGCAACGCAAUCUAGCUCAUACCGGAACAUUUUGUAAAAAUGUACAGGUUUUUUUUUCGUAAAAACCCGCCAUAGACGGUGUACACGUGUGUACUAAACUAGCCAAAACGUUCAAAGAUAAUAUCGCAGCGCAGAAAUGUACAAAGAAAAUAAAACCACAAAAAAAUGGAGAAGAAGUUAAUCAACAAAAAAAAUGUGAUCUUAUUUC